UAUGAUAUAUAAUAUGAAGUCCUUGCCGACAAAUGUCAUUUACGCCUGCAGGGAACACGUCAAACCUCACAUACUGAAUUAUCACCUAGCACCAAAAAGUUGCAGGUAUCGAGGUUCAGCAUCAUGCGGCAAUUGAUCCCGGCAAUCCUGUUUGUGGGCGUGUUCUUUUUCACAGCUUCUGCUUUCAAGCUUCCUGCUGAUGACUUCACUGUGCAAGGCACAUUUGGCGAUAAUUCCAAGGAGGCUGCCGCAGAAGCCAUCUUAAUAGGACACAUUCUGCGCACCGCUGCAAGAGAACUUGAGCAGUACGAUGAUCAUAGCAGUGAGAUCGACGAAUACUCUUUUAAAAGCUUUUGGGCAAAGCUGAAGGAGGCACUGAAGAAGGGAACUGAAAAGGCCGCCAUUUUUCUAUACGACCUGGCGAAAGAAGUGAAAAGCUCUCUGAAAGAAAUCAUCGUAGCAGCGGCGGACGCGGCAGUCAAGACAUCUAAAGAAAAGGCGAAGGAAAAGGCCGUCCUAAUUGUGACAAAAGUCAUGGACAAAAUUGCGGCCGAAAUGAAAUUGCCAGAGGUCAACAGCAACGCCGAAUUUACCAAGCUUCUGAUCAAGGGUCUCGAGCAAGUUGGGCGAUCACUUAUUGAGGAAGGCUCAGAAAUUUUGAAACAAUAAAAACAAUUCCACAAUCUCUGAA
Molecule: messenger RNA, 691 nt
Organism: Rhipicephalus microplus (southern cattle tick)
Lineage: Eukaryota; Metazoa; Arthropoda; Arachnida; Ixodida; Ixodidae
Source: RefSeq, a predicted model, not a curated record